UAUUAUAUUUGAAGGAGUAUAGUAUAGUUUGGUUAGAAAUAAAUAACCAACGUGGGGGCCGAAAAUCUAUAAUUUCUGCCAAAUAUCUUUUUAAGUUUGUUUUCAUGGCCCAUCUUUUUCACGCCUUCAUAUUUCACUCCCACUCUUGAUUUCCAUUCCCCCAUAACUCUCUGCCGAAAUGCCUUCUCUUCUUCUUCUUCUUCUUCUUCUUCUUCUUCUUCUUCUUCUUCCUCCUCCAUUGAUCUCUUCACUCAAUCAAGAAGGAUUGUAUCUUCAACGAGUCAAACUUGGUCUCUACGAUCCCACUCAUUCCCUCUCUUCAUGGAACCCUCGCGACAACACUCCCUGCAACUGGUCCGGCAUCACUUGCGAUUCCCUCACUCAUUCUGUCAUCGCUGUCGACCUCUCCGACUUUCAGCUCUCUGGAACUUUUCCCACUUUUAUUUGUCGUCUUCCUUCUCUCUCUUCACUCUCCCUGUCUAAUAACGCUAUUAACGCUUCUCUUCCGGAUGAUGUUGCUUCUUGUUCUGGUCUCCACUUGCUGAACAUGUCUCAGAAUCUUCUUGCUGGUUCUAUUCCCGAUGGGAUUUCUAAGAUCUCCAAUCUUCGUUCACUGGAUCUCUCUGGAAAUAAUUUUUCUGGGGAGAUUCCGACGAGUUUCGGUGGGUUUGCGCAACUUGAGACGCUGAAUUUGGUUGAUAAUCUAUUGAAUGGAACCAUUCCGGGGAGUUUGGGUAAUAUUUCGAGUUUGAAAGAGCUUCAACUUGCUUAUAAUCCGUUUAUGCGGAGUGAGAUACCGAGUGCAUUCGGGAACUUGACUAAGUUGGAGGUUCUCUGGCUUGCUAACUGUAAUCUUGCCGGUCAAAUUCCGGCAACCAUUGGCGGGAUGACUCGGCUUAAGAAUCUUGACUUGUCUAAUAAUAGACUCAGUGGGUCGAUUCCGGUUUCACUCACUCAAAUGAAAAGUUUAGUUCAAAUUGAACUCUUUAACAACUCGCUCUCUGGGGAGUUGCCUUUAGGACUGUCUAAUUUAACUUCACUCCGACGAAUUGAUGUGUCGAUGAAUCACUUGACGGGAAUGAUUCCGGAUGAACUGUGCGCAUUACAGCUUGAGUCGUUAAAUUUGUUCGAGAAUCGAUUGGAAGGGCCUUUGCCGGAGAGUAUCGUUAAUUCCCCAUACUUGAAUGAGCUCAAGUUGUUUAACAACAAGCUUAGUGGACAGUUACCCAGUAAACUCGGCCAAAACUCGCCAUUAGUUCAUCUUGACGUUUCAUACAACGGAUUUUCUGGCGGAAUUCCUCAAAACUUGUGUGCAGAAGGGAAAUUGGAAGAGCUUAUAUUGAUUUACAAUUCGUUUUCUGGAAGAAUCCCGGCAAGUCUUGGAAAAUGCACGACUUUAAGCCGGAUUCGAAUGAGGAACAACAGACUCUCUGGUCCGGUUCCUGAUGAAUUUUGGGGUCUGCCCAAUGUGUAUUUGCUUGAGCUCGUUGAGAAUUCUCUUUCUGGGUCUAUUUCUUCGAUGAUAUCUGGCGCUAAGAAUCUCUCUAUUUUGAUGAUUUCAGAAAAUCAAUUUUCAGGGUCAAUUCCUAACGAGAUUGGGUCGUUAAGCAAUCUGACUGAACUCUCAGGUAAUGACAAUAUGUUUUCCGGUCGAAUCCCAGGAGCUUUGGUAAAGUUAAACCUGUUGAGUACACUCGAUCUAAGCAAGAACAAACUUUCUGGUGAAUUGCCAAUGGGAAUUGGAGCUUUGAAAAGGCUAAACGAGUUAAAUUUAGCAAGUAAUAGACUAUCCGGCAAUAUCCCGAGUGAAAUUGGAAGCCUACCGGUUCUUAAUUAUCUUGAUCUUUCUAGUAAUCAUCUCAGUGGAAGUAUACCUCUUGAAUUGCAGAAUUUGAAACUGAAUUCGUUAAAUUUGUCGAACAAUCUGUUAUCAGGAGUACUUCCUCCUCUUUAUGCUGAGGAUAUUUACAGAGAUAGUUUCCUGGGAAAUCCAGGUUUGUGCAAUAACGACCCAAGUCUUUGUCCUCACGUUGGAAAAGGAAAACACCAAGGCUAUUGGCUUCUCAGAUCCAUUUUUCUACUUGCUAUCAUUGUUUUUGUUGUUGGGGUCAUUUGGUUUUUCUUCAAGUACAAGGAAUUCAAGAAGAGUAAGAAAGGAAUUGCCAUUUCCAAGUGGAGAUCGUUUCAUAAACUUGGUUUUAGUGAAUAUGAAAUAGCAGACUGUCUCAGUGAAGACAAAGUCAUUGGAAGUGGAGCGUCCGGCAAAGUGUACAAAGUCGUGCUAAAAAAUGGUGAGGUCGUGGCGGUGAAGAAGCUAUGGCAAGGAACAAGAAAAGAGGACACGAGUUUGGAUUCAGAGAAAGAUGGAUUUGAGGCUGAAGUUGAGACUUUAGGGAAGAUUCGUCACAAGAAUAUUGUAAGGUUAUGGUGCUGCUGCAACACAGGCAACUGCAAGCUGCUUGUUUAUGAGUACAUGCCUAAUGGAAGCUUGGGAGAUUUGUUGCACGGCAGCAUGAAGCGCUUUCUGGAUUGGCCUACAAGGUAUAAAGUAGUUUUGGAUGCAGCUGAAGGGCUUUCUUACCUGCAUCACGACUGUGCUCCUCCAAUUGUUCAUAGGGACAUUAAGUCCAACAAUAUAUUGCUUGAUUCUGAGUUUGGAGCUAGAGUUGCUGACUUUGGAUUGGCAAAGUUUUUGAAUGCUGGCAAGGGAUCAGAAUCUAUGUCUGUCAUUGCUGGUUCUUGUGGUUAUAUUGCACCAGAAUAUGCUUAUACUUUAAGAGUAAACGAAAAGAGUGACAUCUACAGCUUUGGGGUGGUGAUUUUAGAGCUAGUGACAGGACGGCCACCAAAUGAUCCAGAAUUUGGAGAUAAAGACUUGGCAAAGUGGGUAUACGCCACUGUUGAUGGCAGAGAACUCGACCGAGUAAUUGAUCCGAAGCUUGGUUCUGAAUACAAGGAAGAAAUAUACAGAGUCCUUGAUGUUGGACUGCUUUGCACAAGCUCACUCCCUAUCAACCGCCCCUCAAUGAGAAGAGUCGUUAAACUACUGCAGGAGGCUGCCAUAGAAACCAGACCACCCACCAUUGUUAAAAAGGAAGUCAAACUUUCUCCAUAUUUGUCCUAGUAUGUCUCUGAACACUUACUAAUCUCUAAUUCACAUCAAAUGCCUGAAAUUUCCUACUCUCUAACUUGUAUAUCGAAUUCUAUCACAUUACAUUUUGAAGAAAAGCUCAUGUAGAAUUGAUAAAAUCUUACUCUUACAAGUUACAAUCAACCUCUAUAAUAUAAACAUCAAUGAUUUUAAUUAAAA
Molecule: messenger RNA, 3310 nt
Organism: Cucumis melo (muskmelon)
Lineage: Eukaryota; Viridiplantae; Streptophyta; Magnoliopsida; Cucurbitales; Cucurbitaceae
Product: receptor-like protein kinase HSL1
Exons: 2
Coding region: 179-3124 (981 amino acids)
Biological process (GO): protein phosphorylation
Molecular function (GO): receptor serine/threonine kinase binding; protein kinase activity; ATP binding
Source: RefSeq, a predicted model, not a curated record